UUGAUUAACUUAUUCAAGAUAAACUGUAAUAGGCUAAUAGCCACUAUUAGCUUAGAGAAAUCCACAUGAAUAUUGUAUGAUUUGAUUAACUUUUUCAAGAUAAACUUAAUAUUGUAUAAUUUUUUUUGUUACCCUCCACAAGUUUGGCUAGUUUUCCCAAAACAUUUUUUUUUUGGGUAUAAAUUUUAUUAUUGAUCUUCCGUGUACGUAUUUCCACCAUAUCCUUUAUUUAUUUAAGGUACCACCCCUUCUCAAACACUUUUCAACAAGAAUGUGUCCAAUGUCAACCUCCUCAAAAGUCGAACCGAGCUCUACCCAACCCAUAGUGGCUCAAGCUAAGAUCACCGAGGGGCUCAAGCACGAUGAUCCGGCUUUCAAAUCCACAUGGGUUCACCGAGCUUGGUUAGUUAGCGGGUGCACAACCGUGCUAAUUGCCCUAACCAAGUCAAUGGUGGCCUCAAUCCAUUCCCAUAUAUGGGCCGAGCCAAUCAUAGCUGGCUUAGUUGGGUAUGUUGUAGCAGAUCUCAUGUUCGGAGUCUACCAUUGGAGCGUAGACAACUAUGGAGAUGUAAACACCCCCAUAUUUGGAGCUCAAAUCGACGACUUCCAAGGGCACCAUGACAUGCCUUGGUACAUCACAAGACGUGAAGUAGCCAACAAUUUUCAUGCUCUAGGCCAAGCCGCGACCUUCAUUUUCUUACCUAUUAACCUCUUUUUUAAUGACGCGAUUUUAAUGGCAUUUAUUGGAUGCUUAUCGACUUGCCUCUUAUUUAGCCAACAAUUUCAUGCAUGGUCUCACUCAACAAAGAGCAAGUUACCUCCAAUAGUUGUGACCUUGCAAGAUUUGGGGGUGCUAGUGUCACGCACACAACAUGCUGCCCAUCAUCAUGUUCCUUUUAAUAGUAACUAUUGCAUAGUAAGUGGAAUUUGGAACAAAUUUUUAGACGAAAAUAAGGUAUUUGUGGCAUUUGAAAAGGCUAUAUUCUUUUGGUUUGGAGUGAAGCCAAGGUCUUGGAAUGAGCCGAGCUUGAAGUUGACUAAGGAGAAUAUUACACCUCUUUCCUAGUCUCGAUAAUAAAGUGUCUUUUUGAAUCACUUAUUUUGUAUUUCCUUGAGAAUUUAAAUUAUUGUGAACUAUCUAAACAAUGUAAUCUUUG
Messenger RNA from Chenopodium quinoa (quinoa), 1157 nucleotides. RefSeq names its product fatty acid desaturase 4, chloroplastic-like. Lineage: Eukaryota; Viridiplantae; Streptophyta; Magnoliopsida; Caryophyllales; Amaranthaceae. The transcript has a single exon. The record is from RefSeq and is a predicted model, not a curated record. Bases 272 to 1066 code for a protein of 264 amino acids.